Ceratosolen solmsi marchali is the source of this 1187-nucleotide messenger RNA. Its product is annotated as LIM/homeobox protein Lhx9. Bases 161 to 1024 code for a protein of 287 amino acids. The transcript is spliced from 4 exons. The record is from RefSeq and is a predicted model, not a curated record. Lineage: Eukaryota; Metazoa; Arthropoda; Insecta; Hymenoptera; Agaonidae.
GUCGAAGGCAGGUAGCAGCAGCACGCAUCGGGCAAGGACCUGGUGUACGACGAGGACGAGCCGCUGAAGGCCCACGUAUUUUCCGGCACGAGGCAAGUGGUGGGCUACCCCGGCCCGCCCCCUCCCAUCGGCCAAGCUGGCGAGCGCCUUAGCCGCCGGUAUGAACCCCUACCCCCACCACCCGUCGCUGGCGGGUAGCCCGCACCACCCGCCCGGCGAGCCCCACCACGGCUACGGCUCAUCGACGAGCGGCAACGGGACGGCUUCGACCCCUGACCCGAGUCCCCACUCGCCCCCGUACGGCGCGGGCCCACAGGACGGGCCCCAGGGCUACCCGGGCCACCAGCAGGCCCAGGCGAUGCCGAGCAACGGCCAUCAUCACGCAGCCGCCCAGGCGAUGAUGCAGCAGGCCCAGGACCAGCCACAUCACCGGCCCUAUCAGCACCCCCACCUACCCGGCCACAUGACCGGCUACCCGCCCGUCAACCACAACAACAACUGCACCCUCAAGCAGGAAGGCGGCACGGGAAUGGCCACGAGUAUCCAGCAGUGCGCGGGCUGCGGAAAUAGAAUAGUGGACAGAUGGCUGUUACACGCACUGGAGCGUUAUUGGCACAACAGUUGUCUCAAGUGUACGUCUUGCGGUACGGCCCUCGCGGAGGUUGGGUCAUCGUGCUACAGCAAGGCCAACAUGAUCCUCUGCAAAGCCGACUACACGAGGAUGUUCGGCAGCUCAGGUGCCUGCGCAGCUUGUGGCCAAACGAUACCCGCGACCGAACUCGUCACGAGGGCGAGCGGCUCUGUCUUUCACACCAAGUGCUUUACCUGCACCAAGUGCGGCACGCAGCUCACGCAAGGCGACAGGUACUAUUUGCUGUCGGGUGCGGCCGUCUGCGAGACGGACUUCCACAAGAUGGUAAAGUCGUCGUCGGUGGCGGCAGCGGCGGCAGCCGCGGCGACGGGCAACGGCGGCAUGCCGACCAGGAAAGGCAAGGUAGGCCGGCCUCGAAGGCCCCGCGACUGAGGCGGCAACCCGGUUGGCCGCCCCAAGAAGGUCCCCACGGCGCCCACCGUCCCCGUCGUCGUCCCGGCACUCCAGCCGCAAAUCGACCUCGUGGAUGUGGCUGUCGGUGGUGAGACCUACUCGCCGCCGCCACCGGGUCAUUCACACUACCAGCAGCAGCAGC